ACUCUUGUCUCCCUUGUUUCUCUCUCCUUAGCAAGAGGGCCGACUCUUUUUUCUUCUCCAUCUCAUCUCCAUCUGAACACCAAAUUGAUGGCCACUGCGAUUCUUGUUUCUCUGAUUCUCAGCGAUUCUUUUUGUUGUCUAUUCAUUUAUUCAAUUUUUAUUUCCUCUGCUUAUGAAUUUCUUCCUCUGGGUGGAGUUAGGGUUCGGAGGACAGGAAGAAAGUAAAGAAGCAUCCAAUCUGAAACCAAAAUUCGGAUUGCACGGGCUCUUCGUCUUCGACUGGAUAUGCAAAUUAGUUUCUAUUUCCACCAACUUGUUGAUCUUCUCUCUAUGUUUUUAAAGCUUCAAUCUUUAAGCUUGCAUGUUACAAAUCUUGAAUGUUUAACUCUGAUGGAAUUUUGUUUAUGUGUUUUUGAGAAAUUUGGGUAUUAUUUGAUUUAGGAUUACGGUAAAUUGAAGUUUUGAUUUGCUUGAUUUUGGAGGAGAGAGUUGCAUCGGUGAUUCCGAAGACGAUGACAGCGAGGAAGAGGAUGAGGUCAUUAGCCGAAUCUUUGAGUUAACACUGCAGUACAUGUGCAUCUUCUAAAAAUGGAGUGAUGAAAAAUACUAAUGGAGGUGUAAACCCAGACCGUUGCAAAAUGUUUGAGCUUACCCAUGUCCACGAUAAUGAAAAACCUGAUGAACUGAAUUCUAAAGCUAUUGCCUUGAUGAAGGACAAGAUUGACAAGAUGAAGACUACAAAGAGGGCAUCCCAACUUCCAGAGGUUCUUAAUGAUUUUGAAAUCAAUGAAGUAUAUGCGUCUGUGCUUGGAAAAGAGACACGUGGAGGGGUGCGAGGAUUUGGCAUUGGAGCCAUACCUGAACAAGUUCCUGGUGUACUAGUGCAGAAGAGAUGUGUUCAUUUAGAGGUACAAGCAAUGAGAGAACAACAUGAGCUUGAGAUUGAAACGAUUCGGAAGGAGAACCAAGAAAAGGAAGAUAAGCAGAAAUGAACAAACAAAGGGUGGUUCUGCAGCUUUAAGAACGAAGGGUGGUUCUCUCCAACCAUCGAUGAGCCAUAUUCAAUCUUCAUAUGAGCAGAACUUGGAUGAUGUUUACAUACCACAUUGCUCUGAAGAAUUGCAGCAGCAAGUUACCAGAAAUUGAGGCACACUUCAGACUUCACCUUUUGGUUAGUAACAAUUGUGCUUAAGGCCUCUGUGUUUUUGUUGUUUUGGACUUAAUCUAUGAUCUCUUUAGUAUAUUGGUGGUAGCUACCUGAUCAUGGGAUAAGUGCACAGAGGCUUUUAAGUUUAGCUUCAUAGGAAGAUUUAGGUUUUGGAUGUAUAUUUGUGAAGUCUGAUUUAGUUUAAUAGUGUUCAACUACUAUUUGGACUCUAUGGUAGUUUGUGUAUAUCUGUCAGGUAUUGUACCUGGAGUGGUUAAUGUAAUAUAAAAGUAUUAAAUGAAGGAUUCAAUAUGCUUUUGUAAUUAGGCUGUUUUUUUGUAUUUUUUUUCUGGUAUUUUGAAUGAAGGCCACGGGCCAAUUUGAAUUCAUGAUUAACCAAAAAAUAAAAAAGAAAUUAAAGUAUUUAGGGGGACCCACCAGAUGGUGUAAUUAAACGAAAGAAGAAGCAAUUAAAACUAAUUGCUAGACACACACACAAUCGUGGGUUUUGCAGUUACAUGGCCCACCACAAUAACAAAUUCAUUGUAGCCCACAGAAGCAUGUAAACGUGACUGCAUCAGACCAUUGCAACUGGCCUACAGAGCACUGACCCAUUUAAAAGUGGCUGUAAUGUGGCAAUGGGUCAUAGACACACACAUAUGUGGCCUUUGGCCCAAACUUGUCACCAAUAGUGUAUGUGGCUAUUGUCCUAAAUUGUAGUGGUGUUCAAUUGCUCAUGAACUCUUGUGUAGAUAGAAAGCCAAUGAACAUGCACAAAGUGCAUGUGAAUUGGCUAUACUUAAAAUAUGAUAACAUAUGUCAUCAGAAAAUGUUUGUUGAGCCUAUUUACAACGAUAUAAGAGUCAAUAAUCGAAGAUCAAAACCAAAUUCAAAAAGGUUAAUAUGUUUCAACACUCAUGUUAGACCAAAUGAUUGCAAAUGAGUUUCAAUACUUAUGUCAAACAACAAGGUAUAAAAAACGAUGUGUAAUAAUAUGUGUGUGUGUGUGUGUGGGGCCCUUCCACUAACAGAUCCCUUUUUUGGUCUUUUCUAAGGAUAGGGUAUUAGACCAACUUUUCGAUUACAUUUCGCAAUCUCAACCGUUCAGUUUUUAGGUCCUAAUAUGUAGAUUACUUCUGCAAAUUUUCAGUCAAAUCGGUGAUCGUGAAUGUAUCGAACUAGAUUAAAUCAAUGGAUGAACCGAAUCUGCCCAACCUGAACCGUUCAUACAUAUAAUUGUAAAUCAUUGUUUUGAAUGCCUUAACGAUAAUCAAUUUGGCUGAAAAUUUGUAGAAGAGAUCUAUACAUUAGGACCUAAAAACUGAACGGUUGAGAUGCUAAAAUAUGAUUGAAAAGUUGGUCUAAUGCCCUAUCCCUAAAAAAGACCAAAAAAUGGAUCCCUCACUAGAAGGGCCCUGUAUAUAUAUAUUAAACGAUGAGUAAUAAUGGGUGUGUGUGUGUCUAUAGACACACAUGAAGUUGCUAAGACGACCGUAAUAACCAACAUUUUUUUUUUUUGCUGGUUACAUUGUAAGAGAUUGAAUUUUUUAUUUAACCUAAUUUUCCAUUCUCCCUUACCAAUUGAACCAAACCUCAUGAGAUUUGUGAUAACCAACAAUUUAACCGAAAGGACGAACAUUGACUACCUUCAAAUCAAUAAACAGAAAACAGAAACGAAAAUC
Molecule: messenger RNA, 2829 nt
Organism: Rosa rugosa (rugosa rose)
Lineage: Eukaryota; Viridiplantae; Streptophyta; Magnoliopsida; Rosales; Rosaceae
Exons: 3
Coding region: 597-992 (131 amino acids)
Source: RefSeq, a predicted model, not a curated record